Messenger RNA from Recurvomyces mirabilis, 1686 nucleotides. RefSeq lists its product as uncharacterized. NCBI's taxonomy places the organism in Eukaryota, Fungi, Ascomycota, Dothideomycetes, Mycosphaerellales, Teratosphaeriaceae. The transcript is spliced from 2 exons. Bases 1 to 1686 code for a protein of 561 amino acids. The record is from RefSeq and is a predicted model, not a curated record.
AUGCCUCUGUGCCCAAUCCACUGGAUCAAGAAUGCCAAGAAGAGAUUACGCCGCCGCCGCAAACCUUUCGUCCAGCCGCCGCAGGACGUGAUAGAGCAAAUGUAUCAAGCACCAAGAUUGCGCCCUGUUACUUUGUGUCCUUGCAUCCGAGAUCCAACCAAAAGCCCACCACCGAAGAAAGUGAGAUUUGCAUGCGAUAUGCCAGUCGAUGCUCUUGUCAGCGAUGGCCCGAGUGCGCCGCAACCAAUCCAGGAGGUGCUACCUCUGGAGCUCCUAUCCAUGAUAUCGGAAUAUCUUCACACCAAAGACGAAGUACAUAAAUUUCGCCUAGUACACCGCCGCUUCCGUGAAGCAGCCUGGGCAGUCUUCGGCCGAACAUUCGACGAUGGGAUCUUCCAUAACACAUCGUACUCGGCCGGGAAGAAAUUGGUGGCGCUUGCCAAUACGGAGCAGAUCGUGCCUUAUGUAAAGCGCCUUAAUAUCUCGACAGUAUAUCCGGAUGUACAAGCUGGGGAGCAAUUGACGGUCUGGUGUCUCGAGAAGCAUGUCCCGGGUGGUGAGCGGUAUAAUGUUGAUACCAUUGAGCCUUGGUUGGACAUGCUUCUGGCGGAGAAGAUGUGGACGGAGCUUCAAAGGAGGAUGGCGUGGAUUUCAGUGUUGGAGAAGAUGACGGCGCUGGAAGAGAUUGUGAUCUGGAGUGGUGAAAAAUUGAUGCAUGGCCCUCGAUUGCCAUAUAUCGACGGCAAACUGGAGAGCGUGCUCCCCGAGGCUUCGGAUGGUGGAGUCAAGCUCUGGCAUCUAGACGCAGCCGAAAACGCCAUGCAAGUCCUCGAAGUCCUCAUCACCCUAGACGACACCACCCGUCAUCGAAUCAAAAUCAUCAAAUCCGAAGGCGCCACCUCAAUGCUCUCCCUACCUCCUACCGUAUCAGGCAAACAACCCCGCCUCCCAACCCUCACCCAUCUCACACUCACCCUAGACUUCCCAAAAGCAGACUACCACACCCUCAACACACUAGAAAAAGCCGAAACCCAUCUCCACGCCUUCCUAGCCGGGAUGCCGAACCUCACGAACCUACGCCUCGACUUCCCGUACGAGAAUAGUUCGAUCUUCGAGCACAGCAUCGUAGCUGCCACGGGCUCGGAUAGGCUAUACGGCCUUAUACCGCGUCCACCCCGCCGGGACUCCACAGCUGCUCCACCGAGCUCACCGAUCGACGACAUGGAAACCCAAGAACGAAUAAAGAACGAAGAAGAAGAAGACACCGAGCUGCUCGACCAAACACCCCAACCCCUCCAUUUCCCCCACCUCCACACCCUCCACCUCAGCAACCUAAUCCUCCACAACCACACCACCCUAACCCACCCCUUCCUCUCCCUCCACGCCUCCACCCUAAAACACCUAACAAUCCACAACAUCUUCGGCCCGUCAGCCGAAAGCUGGCGCAGCUUCUGGGAUUUUCUGGAAAAGGGUUUGGAGUUGGAGAGGUUCGAUCAGAUCACGCAUUCUUCCCCUCAGCAGCUGAGGCGGUUGGAGGGGGAUCCGAGGACGAGGUGGGUUCGGUUGAGUACGGGGGAGGUUAGGAGGAGGUUCGGGGGACGGGGGAGGUGGGUGGCUUUUGUGGGGGAUUUGAGGGCGCUCGAGGAGGGGCAGGCGGGGGAGGAGAAUGGUACUGGGGAGACGUGA